Messenger RNA from Struthio camelus australis, 2579 nucleotides. The record is from RefSeq and is a predicted model, not a curated record. NCBI's taxonomy places the organism in Eukaryota, Metazoa, Chordata, Aves, Struthioniformes, Struthionidae.
UGGGGAGGCGUUGGGGGCAAAGAAGGGGCAUUUCAUAGGUCGGUUGCUGAACACCAGUAAUAGGGAGUAAAUUGCUCCAUUUCUUUUGUCUCCAGUUUCCAGCUUGUAGAAGGAGCAGAGAAGGCUGUAUUUAGAAAAUAAUUAGGAUAUCACCAAGGGAAAUCCUUAAUGUUCAGAGGCCGCAGACGCUGUGGCCCUUCCCUGCGGUGUGGGGUUUUCCCCUGUGGUUCUUCCCUCGCAGUUCCCAGAGCGCGUGUCGCCAGAGCCACCGCUGCGGGCGUGCAGGGUGCCUCUGCCUUUCUUCCCCUUUGCCCAGGCUACAACUAAAUUCUGUGGUAGCCCUUCUCAGAUAUAAGCGUGUAGGGCAACUACUGGGUUUUUUAAGAAUUUAUCUUCCUAAAAUAAAUAGGGAAACUAGCAGUUAAUGGUUUCUACAAGUAGGAAUGAAUUUGAACUAUACUCCAUUUGUUUUAGUGCUUUGACAUUCCCAUGAAUAUCUUCAAGCUUUUGUAGCAUCUUAAAAGGUCUUGUAUCAAAAAGUAGAAAGAAGCAUUAGGCAGAACUCCACUCAUGUUUCAUAUUUCUCACUUUUGCCAGGAUUUAGUAAGACAAGCAUGAGCCCGGAGGGCAGGACCAACCCUUUUCCCCAAGACCUUCAAGCAGCAAUUAGCAACAACAGCUUCUUUUAAGUGAACGGCAAAUGCAGGGGGCCGGGAGUUGCAUAUAGUGUGACUAAUGGUGCUCUUUUCUAUAUUUAAAGGCAGUAAAGAUCUACCAACAGCAGUUAAUAUAACUUGGUCUUCGAUCAACUUUAAAACAAUACUACGGUGGCAACCAAAACCAUCUAAUUAUUCCUACACAGUAGAAAUACAUGGACAGACAUCUAAUACACAAAAAAAAUGUAUUCUGACAGCAGAAACAGAGUGUGAUGUUACUGAUGUGCUCAGGAAUGUAAGAGAGACCUAUACAGCACAUAUACUGUCUGUAACAUCCUCGAGGAUGGAUAACUUUGAAGAACCACCUUUUGCAGUCUCUGAAAAAUUCACUCCUUAUAAUCAGACUAUUCUUGGAAAACCAGAGAUCCAGAAUUAUACACAAAAAGAUUCCAAAUUGAACAUUGUGUUCAAAGAUCCACUUACACCAUAUACAUUUUCCAAUGGAAGCUUUAAAAGUAUUCGAGAUAUUUUCAAACAUGACCUGGAAUAUAAACUCUAUUACUGGAAAGACCAAAGUUCUGGAAAGAAAUAUGUAACAACAAAAAGCCUUACAUUUGAAAUAAAUGUUGACAGCACAAAAAACUAUUGCUUCCACAUACAGGGAAUCAUUCCCUCUCGCAGAGAAAACCGUGAUGGUCAGGAAAGCAGGGUGCUUUGUACCAGCAUAGGAAGAAAUAUUUUAGAUGAAUAUGGAGCUGAAGUCUUCAUUAUCAUAGCAGUGAUAGCAAUUGCAGUCAUCACCAUUGCCGUUGUCCUAUCAGUGAUCCUGUGCAAAUGCAAGAAAACAAAAGCUGCUAGAGAAAAGGAACCGCUUAAUGGUGUUUAAGGAAUAACGAUCGUGGAUACUACUGGCAGUUCCAAAGCAAAAAAAAAGGAGUUAACUGGGUGGAGCCAUUUAAGCGUUCUGCUGCAGGAGAUUGUGAAGCCAAAACUUCCAGAAUUUCUGUGAAUGCAAAGCUUCAUUAGACAGUCACAGAUGAAAAAUACAUUUUAGGCACAAAGAUAUCAGGAAGCCCCUGUGCCACUAAUAGCUGGAAGGGUGUUCUGGGAAGAUAUUACAAUAUGUUUACCCUGUUCAUAUAGUCUUCCCAAAGCAACCUCUAUUUUCCUGUCUGACACAGGAUCCUAAACUAGACGGACCUUUGAUAUGACAAGGUAUGGCCAUUCUGAAACUAUGGCCUUAAUGAGCCAGAAAACUUAUGAUACUUGUGAGGGGAAAAAACACUACAUUUUCUAAACGCUUGUGUCCUUUACCUAACAAAAAGGAACGUUUUUCUGUUUCUAUGAAACGAAAUCUGUAUUUAUCUGUCUUUUUAUAACCUUAUUACCUGAAGAAAUGAUCUCUUAGUUCAGAUUUGAGAAAGAUGCUACUACUCUUUUUGCACUUCUUAGAUAAAAUUGGCUUGGUGUAUUUAUCUUUGGAUAGAGGCAAUCAAAGCUAAACAAACUGAAAUCACUGUAUUGGUAACCUCUAUGGAAUGCUCUUGAAGUACGUAGCUGCUAUCCAUCUGGAAAAGGCAUAUCCAGAUUACACUAAACCUGGACUAAUACAAAUAGGAUAAUCUGAUAAUUCCAAGUGAGCGUCGGGAUAAAUAUUUUGCAGUUUCUGAGUCAGUAGUAACUCACUUCAUGCGAACACUGAAUAGGUAGCAGUAUUUACUGCAGCUUGAACACUGAUUUUUAAUUAAACAGUUGGUGAACUAAUAGUUUCUGUUGGUAGAGGUUCAAACAAUCUUGGUGAUGGGACUUGGAGGUACGUUUUGCUAUGACUAUUUUAAUAUUUAUUUUAUAAAAGAAUCUAGUUUUUAUACUGGUGAUAUCUGUAUUUAUGAUGGUAAUUUAUACUUUUCUAAUGAAAUAAAG